AUGCAUCCCAGCUCGUCCACGACGACCCCUUUUUCAGUGAAGGAUAUUUUGAAGUCGGAACACCAGCACCAUUUUGAUGCUUUGAUGGCGGACCAAGUUGCUGAAGAGCAUCUUAACAUGCAUGGGAGUCAGAGGAAGCUUUUCAACUAUGACACAACAGCAGAGGGGGAGAUGAAUAAAUAUGAGACAGACAGUUCCAGCGACAGUGACAGAGGCUCCAAAGGAGGUUCAGGGUCUCGCCGAAGACCACGUGUCCUCUUCUCCCGGGCCCAGGUGUCUGAGCUAGAACGUCGCUUCCACCAGCAGCGCUACCUGUCGGCUCCAGAGAGAGAGCAACUGGCCCUCGUCAUCAAGCUGACCUCAACUCAGAUCAAGAUCUGGUUCCAGAACCGCAGGUACAAGUGCAAGCGUCAAAGUCAGGACAGAACCCUGGAACUUGUACCCAGGAGGGUGCCUGUGCCGGUACUGGUACGGGAUGGCAAGGUGUGUGGGACAGCAUCACUGCCUCCUGCUUACAAUGCGAUUGGACAUUAUAGCAGUAGCAUGUUGGGUUAUGGGAGCCAUGGUGUUUGCGGCUACGCCUGUCACAGUGUUUCUCCUGAUAGCAACAACAUGGAGGGGGCCUUCAUUUGUGCACUGGAGGGCCGCACAGGAUGGUGACGAUGGACGUGUCGUGUAUUGGACAGAAAUUAACAACUACCUGAUUUAAAUGGAUGUGAUGGCUUUGUAAUG
Molecule: messenger RNA, 732 nt
Organism: Doryrhamphus excisus (bluestripe pipefish)
Lineage: Eukaryota; Metazoa; Chordata; Actinopteri; Syngnathiformes; Syngnathidae
Gene: nkx2.7
Product: NK2 transcription factor related 7
Biological process (GO): cell differentiation; regulation of transcription by RNA polymerase II
Cellular component (GO): nucleus
Molecular function (GO): DNA-binding transcription factor activity, RNA polymerase II-specific; RNA polymerase II cis-regulatory region sequence-specific DNA binding
Source: RefSeq, a predicted model, not a curated record